UGUAAUUGUCAAUCACGCGUCUUUUAUAAAUGUUUCUCGAUGGAUUACCAUUUAUUAAUCGGCAGUUAAUACGAGCAUUAAGCAGCUUUUCAACUGAUUGCAGUGUGCAACUGUAGGUACCGUUCUUGCUAAGUUUGUUCUGCUCAAGUUUCGUUGUAGCAAUCAAGGCACACUUGUAAUCUUGCCAGUAGGCUAACUAGCUAGGCCUCGUUGCAUGCAUAUCUAAAAGUUAAAGCAUGUAACUGGAGAGAUUUAACAUAUCCAAGUGUUGGGUCUACUGUUAAUUGUUUCAUCGGAUAUGUUUACAAACAGUUUAUUGUUGUAUUUCGGACAGUAAACGUUGAUGAUGAUUGCUAUGGUGCUUUGUGCAUAGUGGAAGGAGAUGCUGGCUGCAAUCCGACAGGCCUCGUUGCAUGAACAAAGUAGCGUUAGCUCCACUAUGUUGCAACUUAUUUUUAUACUUUCGACGCGGAAUUUCUUUUUGCUGCCUGAAAUCGGUCUCGUGUUUGCAGAUUUAUUAUUUUGUGAAGCUCGUUUGUAUUUUAACUCUAUUUAAAGGAAUCGCUAAAACUCAAGAAAACAACCUGAGGCCUACUGUAGUGUUUCUCCCUAGAGAGCAACUCAAACUGUCACACACACGGAGUGAACAGCCCGCUGGUCAAUGAAUGGAACUUUACCGUGCAUGCUCACGGGACAUUGGGAUCCUGUCUUGAACGUCCUUCACCAUUGCUCUUCACUCAGAAGACCCUGUCGCCUCCCUUCGCCCAGGAUUUGGUUACCAUGGCAAAAGAUGCUGGUCUGAUUGAAGCCAAUGGAGAGCUGAAGGUUUUCAUCGACCAGAAUCUCAGUCCGACUAAAGGAGUGUUGUCACUGGUGACUGUCCAUCCAUCCGUCACACUGGGGAAGCAACUGCUGCCCAAAACACUUGGACCAUCUAACGUCAACAUAGCGCCCCACAUGGUGAUUGGCACUCCACAGCGGCCCAGUGGCUCCAGUGCCAUCCUGGUGGGCAGCCCGCACACGCCCAACACCCAGUUCCUCAGCCACAGCCAGCCGCCAGACUCCUCCCCCUGGUCCACCGGGAAGCGCAGUAAGAAGGGGGAGAAGAAUGGGAAGGGCCUGAGGCACUUCUCCAUGAAGGUGUGCGAGAAGGUGCAGAGGAAGGGCGUCACCACCUACAACGAGGUCGCCGAUGAGCUGGUGGCCGAAUUCAGCUCCUCGGACAACGUCGUGUCGCCUAAUGACCCGCACGUGUACGACCAGAAGAACAUCCGACGCCGCGUGUACGACGCACUCAACGUGCUGAUGGCCAUGAACAUCAUCUCCAAGGAGAAGAAGGAGAUCAAGUGGAUCGGGCUUCCCACCAACUCCGCCCAGGAGUGCCAGAACCUGGAGGUGGAGAAACAGAGAAGGCUUGAGAGAAUCAAGCAGAAACAGUCCCAGUUACAAGAACUCAUUUUACAGCAAAUCGCCUUUAAGAAUCUGGUCCAGCGAAACCGGCAGGCUGAGCAGCAGGCCAACCGGCCCCCCCCUCCCAACUCCGUCAUUCAUCUUCCCUUCAUCAUCGUCAACACCAGCAAGAAGACCGUCAUCGACUGCAGCAUCUCCAACGACAAGUUCGAGUACCUGUUUAACUUCGACAACAUGUUUGAGAUCCACGACGACAUCGAGGUGCUGAAGCGCAUGGGCAUGGCCUGCGGCCUGGAGGUGGGGAAGUGCUCCCCGGAGGACCUGAAGAUGGCCCGCAGCCUGGUGCCCAAAGCGCUGGAGCCCUAUGUCACAGAAAUGGCUCAAGGUUCGAUAAGUAACGUGUACAUCACAGGAGGGACCUCCUCCAAUGGGGGGCGCUACCACACAGGCAGUGAGAGCGGGGCGGACGGCACGCUGGCCUCCAGCUCCAGCGGCUCCCACUACAGCGGCUCGCGGGUGCAGACCCCUGUGUCCUACAUGGGCGACGAGGACGAUGACGACGACUACGAGGAGAACGACGAUGAAGAUUAACCCCGUCUCUGUGCUCCACCCCCCCGUCACCCUGCCUACUUCUCCCACCCCCUCCCCCUCCUCUCCCUCUUCCCCCUCUCUCCUGCCUCCUUCCCUGUAUGCUAGGGUGACCUACGCCGUGGCAAGCUGGGAAACCAACAAUCUAUAGCUCCCAAAUAUUGUGUAUGCUUUAUGGGGGUGUGGGUUGAUUUCAGAACCAAGGUCUGAUGGGAGUUGUAGUCCUGAACUUGAGGUUUUGGAGUACAUGGCUCAGGACCUCCCAUCAGUGCCUCUGAAACACACUGUGCAGUGCCCCCUGGUUUGAGCUCUCAUAGUGAACUUCAUCUUUCAGCAAGCGAAAGACCACAAAGGAUUCCCUCCAAAAUCUCUUUACAACCAACACCUGUUGGGAGAAAUGUGUAGUGUGAAGUAAAGAAAUCUCUCGUUUGUUUGUGUUUUUUUUUUUGUUGCGUUUUUGGUUACGGCAUGUAGAGAAACACUGCAGACGUGACCGAACCAGGCUGUUUUUAAGAUGGCCGCCUCCCAAAGACUGUUAAAGACAGAGACUGGAUCUGUGAGCCGGCUGAGUUGGAGAAUCUGUUCACGUCUUCAAGCUUGCUGGAUCGGAGAGUCUUCCAGAUGGCUCAGUCAGAGAUGGAAUCUCUGAGGCCGGAUCUGAGAAGCUAAAUCUGUGAGCUGGCUGGAGUCAGAAUCCCUGCGAAUGGGGGAGCUGGCUGAAUCGGAGAGUCUCAGAAUCCCAAAGGCGGGCCGAACGAAUUGAAUGAAUCUCUGAGCUGGCUGCAGAAGAGCCUCAACCUUUGCCUGGACGAACAUUAUUUUUGUAUGAGGAUUGAUUGCAGGUUUUGAUCUCAUUUGCUCUGUUAGGUUGGCUUCCUGAUGUUUUGUGGGCAGCUAUGUUUGGUGACUCGGUUGAGCAUUUUGGGACGAGUAGAUGUGUAGAGGAUUGUCUGAGCUCCCUCAGGCCCCACCAUUUCUGUUUACAGUAUGUACAAAUGAGGGACAUCGUGGUGAACUCCAAAACCCACACAAAGCUACAUUUCGGAAGAAGCUUUUGUGCAUGAAAAGACUGGUCCAUGAAAGUAGAUGAAUAUUUCUGUGCUUUCUAUGGGUCGGUCUGGAAACGGAAAGUGAAUGUCACUUUGCGUUUCCUUAAUGGUGUCAACUUUAAAAAGUGAUUGUGGGUUGUUGGGUUUUUUUUCAGGAUUGUCCUUAAAUCGCUCCUUUUUAAAAACGAAACAAACAAAAAAAAAUGUACUGACUCUUCCAAGUACUUUUUCUGUAAUCUAAUAUAAGUUUGAAAAUUAAAUAUAGGGAAUGUUUUAACAAG
This is a messenger RNA of Conger conger (European conger), 3328 nucleotides long. It is a transcript of the gene tfdp1b, whose product is annotated as transcription factor Dp-1, b. Bases 781 to 2001 code for a protein of 406 amino acids. Gene Ontology annotation, cellular component: nucleus; transcription regulator complex. The transcript has 12 exons. Gene Ontology annotation, molecular function: DNA-binding transcription factor activity, RNA polymerase II-specific; RNA polymerase II transcription regulatory region sequence-specific DNA binding. Lineage: Eukaryota; Metazoa; Chordata; Actinopteri; Anguilliformes; Congridae. Gene Ontology annotation, biological process: regulation of transcription by RNA polymerase II; regulation of cell cycle. The record is from RefSeq and is a predicted model, not a curated record.